Molecule: messenger RNA, 2612 nt
Organism: Mytilus trossulus (common blue mussel)
Lineage: Eukaryota; Metazoa; Mollusca; Bivalvia; Mytilida; Mytilidae
Product: spermine oxidase-like
Exons: 4
Coding region: 144-1541 (465 amino acids)
Molecular function (GO): polyamine oxidase activity
Source: RefSeq, a predicted model, not a curated record
UUAUAGAAAAGAAAACCAUAUUUUCAAGGUCAAUUUUGUUUAUAGUAGAGUAAAAAUGACCUAUCUUUGAACUUUGUUCGAUCGCCAUCCUGUCACAGUGCAAUGAUUCAUUUUAAUGCAACGUAUUUUUAUUUUGUGUGACAAUGUCGAGUACAGAUGCACGUGUAGUAGUUGUUGGCGCGGGUGCUGCUGGUCUGUCUGCUGCUCACCACCUGGUACAGAAUGGAUUUAGUAAUGUUAUAGUAUUAGAGGCUACAGACAGAAUUGGCGGAAGAAUUCAUACAGUAGAGUUUGGAGAUGGUAUUAUAGAACUUGGUGCGAACUGGAUACAUGGGACUGGCAAAGACAAUUCCAUGUAUACACUUGCCAAAGAGAAAGGAUUGAUCAUGGAACCAUAUGUAUUUCUGGACAGCGAGAAAGAAAAGACGUUAACUGAAAGGGGUAGCGAAAUUGACAAACUCACCGUGAAAAAGGCUUGGAAAAUAAUUGAAAAAAUCGAAGACGAACUUGAGGACGGUAUCAGGUUUAAAAAAGAUUUAAAUUGUCAAGACUACAUAGAAAAACGUUUUACAGAGGAAAUAGACAAAAGAAAGUUAAACGACGAGAAGAAAACACAUCUGCUGAUGUUUUGCAAAAUAAUGAGCGGAUAUUUAGGUACAUACGUAGGAGAUGAUUUGAAACUAGCUUCAGCAAAUUGUUACGAGAUGGGAGGUGAAUAUGACGAUGAUAAUGACGUCAUUCUGUCACAUGGAUACUCUCUUGUGUUAAAGGCUUUAAAAGACGAUCUUACAGAUAGCAGUCUAAAAUUUAAUAUGAAUGUUGUAAGCAUUCAAUGGAAAAGCGAACAAUCGACGGUUAAAGUCAUCUGUGAAACAGAAGACAAAACCAUUGAAGAAUUUAUAGCAGAUCACGUUAUUAUAACAUGUUCACUUGGACAUUUGAAGCAAUUUCACGACAAUAUGUUCCAUCCAUCUUUGCCAGAGAAGAAAAUUAAGGCAAUAGAAAGAAUGGGAUUUGGAAGUGUCGGGAAAAUAUUCCUUUAUUAUGAAAUUCCAUUUUGGCUGAAAGAAGAAAGUGGUAUUGUACUUGCAUGGGACAGCUCAGAUGAUGAUGAUGCAUGGUAUAAAUCAAUAUUCAAAUUCAGCACAAUACCGACGUGUAGAAAUGUACUAUUAGCUUGGAUACAUGGCAAAGCUUCAAAACAUAUGGAAACACUUUCUCUGAAUGAAGUUGCACGAACUUGUACAGAUAUCUUACGAAAGUUCUGGAAAAAUAAAGAAAUUCCGGAGCCAACAUUAACCCAAACGUCUUCCUGGAGUAGAGACCCCUCUUUUUUAGGAGCAUAUAGCUAUUUCGCAGUCGAUUCUCAUAAAUCAUGUAUAACAGAUAUUGCUGAACCGUUGUUUGUAGCAGAUAAACCCAUUGUGUGUUUCGCUGGAGAAGCAACUGACUCGACAUGGUUUUCGUACGCACAUGGGGCAAGAUCCUCUGGAAUUCGAGAGGCUAAUAGAAUUCUCAAAACUUACAGUGCUUCGAAAUAAAAAAAUAAUUAUACAUCCGGAUCGAGUCUAGAUCGAGUCUAUAACAACUAAUACUAAUAAUUAUGCAUGAACUUCGAUAUUGCACCUUAUAAUCAGCUUGACUACCAAAUGACAAUACGACUUUCAAAAUCCAGGCUAAGAAUAAGGCGUAUGUUCUUUAAUUCGAGAACGGACCUGCGAAUCGCGGGUAUGGUCUUGUCUCGAUAACGACCCCCUUAACAGUAUUUUGAUUCCUUACUUAUGCUCUUCCGAUUUAAAGUAUCAAAUUAAAUUUUAUGAUUUUUAUUUUAAAUUCCACCAUAAUAGUUGUUUAAAAGUUUAUCUUUUCAAGAGAUGCAAAAUCUAAAGAAAACAAAUCAGGAAACUGUUGUUUCAUGUAAUGUCAAAUUUGUUAAAAGCGCCCUUUCUGUAUUGGUAACUGAAAUAAUUAUAACCAGAGCUCUGUUUCUUGUUUUAAAAUGAAUUCUCCACUUUUGAGAAAUUUACAUUGAUAAGUAGUGUAUUUUUUUCUUCUCUCGAUUAGUUCCAAUUUGCUUCUGUUUCGCACGUUACUGAGAUGUACCCCUCUCUUCACCCCUUUUAGUUUUUGUCAUUUGGUGAAAUCAACUUCACAAAUAUAUCAUAUAAAAUAUUCAUGUCAUAAAAUAUACGUCUAAACCUCUUGACUUGUCUUAAAUUUAUUCGGUCCCAUUUCAUAAAGAGUUACGACCAUCACAAAAUUAAGUUACGACCAUCCUGAACAUUUUUGUUGUUUUAGAUCUUUUAGUUACGACCAUCAUGCUCGAAUUAUUGAAUGCCUGUUUUACGAAAUUUGGAAUGUUUUUAUGUAUCAAAUUUUGUUUCAAUAUAAACGCACUUACGAUUAGUAUGCACGAGACAAGCGGUCUGGCUCAAAAAAAUCUUUUACUGCACAAAAAUCGGAAAAGAAAAAUGUAUCCCUAGAGUUGUUUCCCAUUUUCGGAUGGUCGUAACUUUAAGUUACGACCAUCCGCUUACCACCAGUGAUUAGCACUCACACCACAUCUUCCUAUAUCUAUUUAGAAUUAAUGUUGACCAAGAUUCGUAAGGGCA